Agrilus planipennis (emerald ash borer) is the source of this 1191-nucleotide messenger RNA. RefSeq lists its product as uncharacterized. The record is from RefSeq and is a predicted model, not a curated record. NCBI's taxonomy places the organism in Eukaryota, Metazoa, Arthropoda, Insecta, Coleoptera, Buprestidae. The transcript is spliced from 2 exons. Bases 128 to 1105 code for a protein of 325 amino acids.
UUAAGGUGAAAUAAACUUUUUGACGUUGUCAAAAUUUUCAUUGUCGCAAUCAUGUAGCGUCUAUUUUAAAUUAGGUGUAUGCUUGCUGUGGAUAAGUAUAUUAUGAAGACGAUUUUGUGGACUCAGAAUGAAUUACGCGGAAGAUGUCGCAGGUAACUACAUUGUAGAGUUUAAAUCUGAAUCAGCUGAGGUGGUAAAUCGCAUUAAAAGGACCCGAGAUAUUGUAAAUAACCUGAAAGCUCGGCUAAAUUAUGAACGUGAACUACUCGCUGAGGAGAAGAGAUGGUCGUCGUUAGUGAGCACACCGGAAAUUGGAAAAAGUACGUUCAUGAAAGUGGAAAGGUUUGGAGGUCCGUCUGAACUGAUUCACGAUGUGAGGUAUUCACCCAGAAUGACUUCAGCAACCCAAACGGCUUGUAACACGUGCAGCUGUCCUGUUUAUUUAAAACCUAACGAAAGAACGUGUCGAAAAAUGUGUAGAAGGGUACAUUUGCCCCACAUGCGUCCACUUCAACAAGUCGAAGAUGCUGACAUACUGGAUGAAGAAAACGGAAAGACCUUUGAUCCGAUUAUAAAUUAUCAAGAGUAUUUAGACGAUAUAGACAGUAUGUGCAAAAAGGAGAUGAAGAACGUUAAGAAAAACAUAAAAUAUCUGUGCAAAAUUCAACGUAAUUUCAAAAAGUUGCGUCGGAGGAAAGAGAAUUUAUUAAAGGAACACCAACAGUUCGAUGAAGACGAUGGAUCAUCCUGCUACGACAAAUACAGAUACAGGCGUAAAACUGAGGAUACGGAUUCUGUAAGCAGCAGGCAGAGAUCGUACAGAAGGUCAAGAUAUUUAUUAAAGCAAAGACACGCAUCCCAGAAGACUUCAGCGCAAGAUAUGACGACGAUUCCUUUAAAAGGAGCAUACCUGGUAGUUAGCAAGAACCAUUUACAAACCACAAGCAAGGACAAUAUUGAACGAAAGCACAGAAGAAAAUGUACUGAGAAAUAUAGUAAACGCAACAGUCUGGUUAAGAAUAUUAUAGAUUCUGAAUGCGAACUUAGUGAAAUGGUCGAAAAUCUGAAGUUGGGUGUCUCUUCAUCCCAUGAAGAUAGUUUAUGACGGUAUAAUGUAACUGUGCCUGUAUAGUAUAAUGUGUAUUAAAAUGUAGGUUUUUCUGCAAACGUCCACACUUACGUAACUUGUAU